AUGACCCUUGAGUCUCGGCCCCGCAAUAUCCUUUCCCCCGCUACACUCUGUCCCCGCUACACCUAUCCCCGCUACACGUAUCCCCGCUACACUCUGUCCCCGCUACAUCUACCCCGCUACUCUCUGUCCCGACUACCACUACCCCGCUACACUCUGUCCCCGCUACACCUAUCCCCGCUUCAACUGCCCCCUGCUACACUCUGUCCCCACUACAUCUACCCCGCUACACCUAUCCCCGCUACACGUACCCCCGCUACAUCUACCUCCACUACACUCUGUCCCAGCUACACCUAUCCCCGCUACACCUAUCCCCGCUGCACGUACCCCCGCUACAUCUACCCCCGCUACACUCUGUCCCCGCUACACCUAUCCCCGCUACACUCUGUCCCCGCUACAUCUACCCCGCUACGCUCUGUCCCCGCUACACCUAUCCCCGCUACACUCUGUCCCCGCUACACCUAUCCCCGCUACACUCUGUCCCCGCUACCACUACCCCGCUACACUCUGUCCCCGCUACACCUAUCCCCGCUACACUCUGUCCCCCCUACACCUAUCCCGGCUACACUCUGUCCCCGCUACCACUACCCCACUACACUCUGUCCCCGCUACACCUAUCCCCGCUACACUCUGUCCCCGCUACACCUAUCCCCGCUACACUCUGUCCCCGCUACACCUAUCCCCGCUACAUCUACCUCCGCUACACUCUGUCCCCGCUACAUCUACCCCGCUACACUCUGUCCCUGCUACAUCUACCCCGCUAGACUCUGUCCCUGCUACCACUACCCCGCUACACUCUGUCCCCGCUACACCUAUCCCCGCUACACUCUGUCCCCGCUACACGUACCCCCGCUACACUCUGUCCCCGCUACAUCUACCCCCACUACACUCUGUCCCCGCUACAUCUACCCCGCUACACUCUGUCCCCGCUACAUCUACCCCGCUACACUCUGUCCCCGCUACCACUACCCCGCUACGCUCUGUCCCCGCUACACCUAUCCCCGCUACACCUAUCCCCGCUACACCUAUCCCCGCUGCACGUACCCCCGCUACAUCUACCCCCACUACACUCUGUCCCCGCUACACCUAUCCCCGCUAUCCCUGAUCAGCCACACCCGUACAUGCUACACACCCUCUAUAUCUCGCCCCUGCUACACUCUGUCCCCGCUACACCUAUCCCCGCUACACUCUGUCCCCGCUACAUCUACCCCGCUACACUCUGUCCCCGCUACCACUACCCCGCUACACUCUGUCCCCGCUACACCUAUCCCCGCUACACUCUGUCCCCGCUACAUCUACCCCGCUACACUCUGUCCCCGCUACACCUAUCCCCGCUACACUCUGUCCCCGCUACCACUACCCCGCUACACUCUGUCCCCGCUACACCUAUCCCCGCUACACUCUGUCCCCGCUACAUCUACCCCCGCUACACUCUGUCCCCGCUACAUCUACCCCGCUACACUCUGUCCCCGCUACAUCUACCCCGCUACACUCUGUCCCUGCUACCACUACCCCGCUACACUCUGUCCCCGCUACACCUAUCCCCGCUACACUCUGUCCCCGCUACACGUACCCCCGCUACACUCUGUCCCCGCUACAUCUACCCCCACUACACUCUGUCCCCGCUACACCUAUCCCCGCUACACAUACCCCCGCUACACUCUGUCCCCGCUACAUCUACCACGCUACACUCUGUCCCCGCUACACCUAUCCCCGCUACACGUACCCCCGCUACACUCUGUCCCCGCUACAUCUACCCCGCUACACUCUGUCCCCGCUACCACUACCCCGCUACACUCUGUCCCCGCUACACCUAUCCCCGCUACACGUACCCCCGCUACACUCUGUCCCCGCUACCACUACCCUGCUACACUUUGUCCCCGCUACACCUAUCCCCGCUACACACUGUCCCCGCUACACGUAUCCCCGCUACACUCUGUCCCCGUUACAUCUACCCCGCUACACUCUGUCCCCGCUACACCUAUUCCCGCUACACGUACCCCCGCUACACUCUGUCCCCGCUACAUCUACCCCGCUACACUCCGUCCCCGCUACACCUAUCCCCGCUACACGUACCCCCGCUUCACUCUGUCCCCGCUACACGUAUCCCCGCUACACUCUGUCCCCGCUACAUCCACCUCCACUACUCUCUGUCCCGGCUACACCUAUCCCCGCUAUCCCUGA
Molecule: messenger RNA, 2181 nt
Organism: Haliotis rufescens (red abalone)
Lineage: Eukaryota; Metazoa; Mollusca; Gastropoda; Lepetellida; Haliotidae
Product: adhesive plaque matrix protein-like
Exons: 2
Coding region: 1-2181 (726 amino acids)
Source: RefSeq, a predicted model, not a curated record